Molecule: messenger RNA, 3198 nt
Organism: Penicillium alfredii
Lineage: Eukaryota; Fungi; Ascomycota; Eurotiomycetes; Eurotiales; Aspergillaceae
Product: tyrosine protein kinase SWE1
Exons: 3
Coding region: 1-3198 (1065 amino acids)
Biological process (GO): protein phosphorylation
Molecular function (GO): ATP binding; protein kinase activity
Source: RefSeq, a predicted model, not a curated record
AUGGUUGCAACCUUCUCGCCGCACCGGGACUCGGGUGGCACUCUCCAUCUGCCAUCGCCCUCGGGCAUCCAUCACGUUGAUGCCAGUUCUGCCAUCCGCCAGCUGCGUCGCUCGUUGUCACGUUCGCCUUCCAAGAGCUCCCACUUCUUCCUGAACUCGCGCAACCAGUCACCCUCGAAAGCUGCCUACAUCUCAUCGCCUCUGUCGCCCUCGAGGCGCUCCUCGCAAAAUAACUUUGUGCUUUUCCCCUCUUCCCAACAACAGUCUCCUCUUGCCGUUCCUUAUCCUCCCAGCGCGAAGAUCAGCCGACCAGCCAUGCGACGACGCACGUCGCCACGCAGUCCGGCAAAACGCGCUCUGAAUGUCUCCGCCGACGGUGGUAAUGCGACUCCAACCCAACCGAUUGCAGCACCACCAGGUGAAGAGAAUGCCUUGUCGGUCGACAACCUUGUGCCGGGUGAGAGUACCACUCCAGGCAGUCCCUGUGUGGUGAAUGGGCCAUCUGUCCCCCAAAUCGACACGACAUUUGCGCCUCGGUCGACCCUGUCACGCAUCGAGAAGCGACGAAGUGGAACAUUUGGAACCUACGCUACAGUCAGUCCCCUGAAGCGCAGCGACGGCAUCAUGAAUUUGGACCAGGCGUCUCGGGGCAGCCCCUCCGCGAAGCGGCGGAGUGUGCAUGGAGCAAAUCUUUCAGCGGACUUUAACAUCUUCGACAACGAUGGUGAAAGUGCAACUGGGAACAGUCCGCCAAACAACGACAUUCCCUCUUUUCCCACGCCUGUCCAGCCCUUCAGUCCGUUCGCCACCAUCCCCAAGCGUUCAUCGUCCCUGCGGCGCUCGACGCUCCAGCAGCGCCAGGGUGAGCGACCUCUCUUCGGUCGAUCCAGGCCGGCGAAUGAGUCCCCUGAGGCACCGCCUUCUACCACUCCGUUGACGGUCCGGCCACGCAUGUCUUUUGAUAGCGGCCUUUUCCAGGCGGGCCAGGAAAACAUUUUCUCGCCCCGUCCUCCCCCUGCCAAUCCUCUCUUCUCCGCCAACCCUAACCCUCCCCAGCCCGCUCGUCCUGCGGCUCAUCCUCUCUCGCGCACCAUCACUCAGUCUUCAUCUGGGUCGAGUCUGGACGAUUCGCCCACUCAUGAACCAACUCAAAAGCCGGAGCGACCACGGCCGCUUUUCAACUUCUCCAAGUCUCUCCCUGCGGGCGCUACCCGGCCUGCCCCCGUGCGUCGUUUGACCCGGGAGGAUUCGAACUCGUCCGAGACAUUCGCUACUCCGGAGAACUACAAGCUUGUCAAGCCUUUGCCAGCAGCCUUCAUGUCAACUGGACUCAUCUCGAAGAAAAACCGCAACGCCGAGGAGCCACACGGGGCUAGUUUCAACAAGAAUAUGCCUGACACCCCGUGCAAGCGACCCGUCAACUUGUUCGCUGCCGGGUCAAAUGUCCCAUCUGAGCGACUGUUCGUGAAGUCUCGCCUGGGCCAACAGUCUGAUGCUGUGCCUCCUUCACCUUUCAACCCUCCCUCUACCACGCGCCCGAAGCCGGGACCCUUCGCUCGAGGUAUGGGCAUUUUCGGAAGUGCUUUUAACCGUCCGGAGCCCUCGCGCCGUGGAAGCUUCGCCAGUAUCGAUGGCGAUGAACCGUCGCAGGCCCAAUCCCCAUCCUCGAGGAAUGACAGUCAGACGCUGGCUGAAACCGACUUUCCCCCUACUCCCACGAAACAGUCAUUCCUCUCUUCUCGCACUUAUCCACCCACCGCCUCCCAAAUUGCCCCGCUCGAGCGCUUGUCUGAGUCAAGACCAAGCAGUUCGAGUCCAUUGCGUGACAAGUUUCUGCAGUCAACGCCUCGCACCCCUCGCGAUCAGUUCUUCCCGCCUGACCCAAGUGGCCUGUCGAUUUCGGUUCCGAAUGAGCACCAUCAGUCUAUUCAGACCGACUUCGGCAGCAGCAACCUUCCGGCUACCCCGACUGGGCCUCGUGACUCUUUGCUGUCAGGAAAACGUCCCAGUCUGUCACUCAGUGGCUACCAUGCCCCCGACGUGGAUCCAAGCUUGACAUCACGCUUCGAGAAAGUCGAGCUCAUCGGCACUGGGGAGUUUUCCCAGGUUUACCGAGUUUCGCAGCCGCACGAAUCCUCGCUCCUAUCUGUCUUCUCUCUCCCUCCGAGUGCAACAAAAUCACCUACGGCCUUGCCGCACCAGGUGUGGGCUGUGAAGAAGAGCAAGCAGCCCUAUUCGGGCCUGAAGGAUCGUGAACGCCGUAUUCGCGAGGUGGACGUUCUGAAGACUUUGAUCAACUCUGACCACAUUGUCUCCUUCAUGAACAGCUGGGAAGAUAAUGGUCACUUGUACAUCCAAACCGAAUUCUGCGAGGAGGGCAGCCUGGAUGUUUUCCUGGCCCAAGCCGGUCUUAAAGCCCGGCUAGAUGAUUUCCGCAUCUGGAAGAUUUUGCUGGAAUUGUCCCUGGGACUUAAGCACAUUCAUGACCAGGGAUUCAUCCACUUGGACCUCAAACCUGCCAACAUCCUCGUCACCUUUGAAGGUGUCUUGAAAAUCGGUGACUUUGGCAUGGCAACGCGCUGGCCGGCUGAAGAUGGCAUUGAGGGUGAGGGCGAUCGAGAGUACAUCGGACCAGAGAUUCUCAUGGGCCGUUUUGAUAAACCGGCCGAUGUAUUCUCUCUUGGUCUGGUCAUCUUUGAAAUCGCAGGAAACGUGGAGCUUCCAGACAAUGGCCUCUCCUGGCAGAAACUCCGCAAUGGCGAUAUGAGCGAUGUCCCUAGCCUCACUUGGAGCUCCGAGACCAGUAUCUUCCGCGACGCGUCCGGAAAUCCUGUGUCGGAAGAACCUUCUUUUGAGGAGCUCUGUGCAUCCGAUCUGGGCGAUGAUGACUUUGGUGGCGACUUCUUGACGACCCGCAAGUUGAAUCAGCCUCAGCCGUCUCGACUCGCUCGCAGUGGUGAGCUGGUUGACCCUCCUAGCUUUAUGGUCGAUGCAACCCAUCCCCAGGCCUUGGAUAAGAUCGUCCGAUGGAUGAUCUCCCCCGAGCCAUUGGACCGCCCCACUGCUGACCAGAUUCUGGAGACUUAUGGCUUGCAGUUUGUGAGUCACCGUCGUCGCGCCGGGGCCACUGUCUUCGAAGGCAACUGGGGACCGGCGGACGAGAUCUUGGCCGAAGAUGCCGAGAUGAUCGAUGUGUAA